Molecule: messenger RNA, 10566 nt
Organism: Vanessa tameamea
Lineage: Eukaryota; Metazoa; Arthropoda; Insecta; Lepidoptera; Nymphalidae
Gene: ACC
Product: acetyl-CoA carboxylase
Exons: 53
Coding region: 300-7487 (2395 amino acids)
Biological process (GO): fatty acid biosynthetic process
Cellular component (GO): mitochondrion
Molecular function (GO): acetyl-CoA carboxylase activity; ATP binding; metal ion binding
Source: RefSeq, a predicted model, not a curated record
UGAGCCAUGUAACAUCGCGUGUUCGUAUACGUAUGUUUUGCCUACACAUUCAAAUAAAAAUGGUGCGCAAUUGCCUUAGAAUUGUUUAAAAGGAAAUAUAAAUUCAACUUUUCCGUAUAAUGUGACGUAAUUGAAGCACUGAUUGGAUUUUAUUGAUAGUUAAACGAAUUCUGUUGCUUAUCGUCUGAUGGUACGAAGUGACAUUCGCCGUUUUUAUUGUUGGCGGGAAGACGUUUUUGAAUACGGAUUUUUUUUUAUGCGGCUAUGAGUGUUGUGUUGUGGUACGGUUUUAUUUUUUGAUGUUGACAAUUGCUUUUUUAGUUGGAGUUGUUUUUUUUUGUUACAUUUUAAAGUUCUUGUUAAAAAUCGAGGAUAACAAAGGCGAAUCGGAACAAAAUAUGGAGCAGGCUGAGCAGGAGCAGGUGCGGUGCUCUUCCAGUGAGAGCGAUAACUUUGAAAAAAUAGAUUCCGAAGAAGCGAAACCAGAAUCUAAUGGGAACUCAAAUUUCGUGGUCGGCGAUGAAGCGUCAGACGGUGACCAACAUGACGAGGGACCAUCGCACGAAGGCGGCGACGUCUUCCCAAACGCACCCCCUCCAAAUCUACGCCCUAAGCUGACAGUCGCCCAACAGCUUGCACUCGCUGAAAAGCGAAGCAAACUCAGGCCAUCUAUGUCCCAAGGCACAGUUAUACACAGCCAGCGCUUCCAAGAGAAAGAUUUUACUGUUGCAACACCGGAAGAAUUUGUUCGUCGUUUCCAAGGGACAAAAUCUAUUAAUAAGGUAUUGAUAGCUAACAACGGUAUCGGCGCUGUGAAAUGUAUGCGUUCAAUACGAAGAUGGUCGUACGAGAUGUUCAAGAACGAGAGGGCUAUACGAUUCGUGGUUAUGGUGACACCGGAAGACUUGAAAGCGAACGCGGAGUACAUCAAAAUGGCUGACCACUACGUGCCCGUGCCCGGGGGGUCGAAUAACAACAAUUACGCUAACGUCGAGUUGAUCGUGGACAUAGCUGUGAGAACUCAAGUUCAGGCUGUCUGGGCUGGUUGGGGUCACGCUUCAGAGAACCCUAAGCUGCCGGAGAUGCUCCAUCGAGCUGGCGUGGUCUUUAUCGGUCCGCCGGAGAAAGCUAUGUGGGCUUUGGGAGACAAGAUCGCCUCCUCAAUCGUGGCUCAGACUGCUGAUAUACCCACCCUACCCUGGAGUGGCAGUGAAUUGAAGGCCGAGUACAACAGUAAAAAGAUCAAAAUAUCAUCGGAGCUGUUCGCGCGGGGCUGCGUCACGUCGCCGGAGCAGGGCCUGCAGGCCGCCCACAAGAUCGGAUUCCCCGUCAUGAUAAAAGCGUCGGAAGGUGGGGGGGGUAAGGGUAUUAGGAAAGUCGAAAAUCCUGAUGACUUCAAUAAUAUGUUCCGACAGGUUCAAGCUGAAGUCCCCGGAUCGCCGAUAUUCGUCAUGAGGCUGGCAAGGUCAGCUCGGCAUUUGGAAGUACAACUUUUAGCUGACCAGUAUGGUAACGCGAUAUCUCUGUUCGGUCGCGACUGUUCCAUCCAGCGUCGUCACCAGAAGAUCAUAGAGGAGGCUCCGGCCGCCAUUGCCAAGCCCGAUGUCUUCAUUGAGAUGGAAAAGGCCGCAGUCCGGCUCGCCAAGAUGGUGGGCUACGUGAGCGCGGGUACGGUGGAGUAUCUGUACGAGCCGCUCACCGGCAGCUACUUCUUCCUCGAGCUGAACCCGAGGCUGCAGGUGGAACAUCCGUGCACGGAGAUGGUAGCGGACGUCAAUCUGCCCGCCGCGCAGCUCCAGAUUGCCAUGGGACUGCCACUCUACCACAUCAAGGACAUCAGGCUGUUGUAUGGAGAGUCCCCUUGGGGCAUGACACAGAUCGACUUUGACGAACCUAAGCAGAGGCCGUCGCCGUGGGGUCACGUGAUCGCUGCUAGAAUUACAUCCGAGAAUCCCGACGAAGGUUUCAAGCCAUCGUCCGGUACGGUCCAAGAGUUGAACUUCCGCUCUUCGAAGAACGUGUGGGGAUACUUCAGUGUUGCGGCUUCAGGUGGUCUUCACGAGUUCGCCGAUUCUCAGUUCGGACAUUGCUUUUCGUGGGGCGAGACCAGGGAGCAGGCGCGAGAAAAUUUGGUAAUCGCUCUUAAGGAAUUGAGCAUUCGUGGUGACUUCCGGACGACCGUCGAAUAUCUGAUCACAUUGCUGGAGACGCCUUCCUUCCAAGAUAAUAAUAUUGAUACUAGCUGGCUGGAUGCACUCAUCGCUGAAAGGGUUCAAGGCGAGAAGCCAGACGUGAUGUUGGGUGUCGUCUGCGGCUCAAUACUCAUAGCGGACAGCUUCAUAACUGCGCACUUCCAGGAGUUCAAGAGUGCUUUGGAGAAAGGUCAAAUCCAAGGGUCGAGUCAGUUGUCCAACUGUGUUGAUGUGGAAUUGAUCCACAGCGGACACAAAUAUAAGGUCCAAGCUACAAAAUCCGGUCCAACUUCCUACUUCUUGUCAAUGAACGGAAGCUUCAAGGAGUUAGAAGUGCAUAAACUCACUGAUGGCGGCACCCUGCUGUCCAUCGACGGCGCCUCCUACACGACCUACUUGCGGGACGAAGUGGACAAGUACCGCAUCGUCAUCGGCAACCAGACGGUGGUGUUCGAGAAGGAGAAGGACCCGUCCAAGCUGCGAGCGCCGUCCGCCGGGAAGCUCAUCAACACGCUGGUGGAGGACGGCGGCCACGUCGACAGGGGGCAGCCCUACGCCGAGAUCGAGGUGAUGAAGAUGGUGAUGACGCUGUCGGCGCCCGAGGCGGGGCGCGUGACGUGGUCGCUGCGGCCCGGCGCCGUGCUGGACAUGGGCACGCUCAUGGGCACGCUGGAACUCGACGAUCCGUCCCUUGUGACAACCGCUCAGCCUUACAAAGGACAGUUCCCGUUGGAGGAUAACCCGCAACUAUCAGAGAAACUGAAUCACGCUCACAAUAAAUACAGGGCUAUAUUAGACAAUACACUCGCUGGUUAUUGCCUCCCGGACCCGUACAACACGCCGAGGUUGCGAGAGGUCGUCGAGAAGUUCAUGCAGAGUCUGCGAGAUCCUUCGUUACCUCUACUUGAAUUGCAAGAGGUGCUGUCGUCCACGUCCGGCCGCAUACCCCUCUCAGUGGAGAAGAAAGUCCGCAAGCUGAUGGCGCUGUACGAGAGGAACAUCACCAGUGUGUUGGCUCAGUUCCCCAGUCAACAAAUUGCGAGCGUCAUCGAUCAUCACGCAGCGUCGUUAGCGAAGAGAGCGGAUCGCGACGUGUUCUUCAUGAGCACACAAGCCUUGGUCGUCUUAGUGCAGAGAUACAGGAAUGGUAUCCGCGGACGCAUGAAGGCAGCUGUUCACGAUCUACUCAAGCAAUAUUAUCAGGUCGAAAGUAAUUUCCAAUUGGGCUCGUACGACAAGUGCGUGAUGGCGCUGCGCGACCGCCACAAGGACGACAUGCAGCCCGUCGCCAACAUCAUCUUCUCGCACAACCAGGUCGCCAAGAAGAACCUGCUGGUGACCAUGCUGAUCGACCACCUGUGGUCCAACGAGCCCGGGCUGACGGACGAGCUGGCGGCCACGCUCAACGAGCUCACGUCGCUGCACCGCGCCGAGCACAGCCGCGUGGCGCUGCGGGCGCGACAGGUGCUGAUCGCUGCGCACCAGCCCGCGUACGAGCUGCGCCACAACCAGAUGGAGUCCAUCUUCCUGUCGGCGGUCGACAUGUACGGCCACGACUUCCACCCCGAGAACCUCCAGAAGCUGAUCCUCUCCGAGACGUCCAUCUUCGACAUACUGCACGACUUUUUCUACCACACGAACGCCGCGGUAUGCAACGCAGCGUUGGAAGUAUACGUUCGUCGCGCGUACACGUCCUACGAUAUCACGUGCCUGCAGCAUUUGGCGCUGUCCGGCGAACUGGGGGUCGUUCAUUUCCAAUUCGUACUGCCGACUGGUCAUCCGAAUAGAAUACCAAUAAGUCAGUCGGAGAUCGAGUUGGCGUCAGCCCAAGAUCAGGAAGGCGUUCCCGCGGAGCUGUCCACGGCCGCGAUGAGGAAGUGCCACCACCGCACCGGGGCGCUGGCCGCCUUCGACUCGUUCGAGCAGUUUGUGGAGUACGCGGACGAGCUGCUGGACCUCGUGCACGACUUUGCCAGCUCAGCCACUGUCAGGAAAGAGGAUUUACAAGCGUUGCAAGAUGGCAGUGAAAAUAGGGACAGCACAAGUAUCAACGUUGGGCACGAUCUGAAGCCGAACGUCGAGGAGGAAGUGCCGCUGGAGCCGAUCCACAUCCUGAUGAUCGGCGUGCGCGACGGCGGCGAGAGCGACGACGGCGCCGUGUCGCGGCGCUUCGGGCACUUCUGCCGCGUGCACGCGCGCGAGCUGGCGCUCAAGCGCAUCCGCCGCAUCACCUUCAUGCUGCUCAUCAGGCGUCAGUUCCCCAAGUUCUUCACGUACCGGGCGCGUAACGAUUUCAAGGAGGACACGAUCUAUCGUCACUUGGAGCCGGCGUCCGCGUUCCAGCUGGAACUUUACCGGAUGAGGAGCUACGACCUGGAGGCUCUGCCGACCAGCAACCAAAAGAUGCACCUGUAUCUGGGGAAAGCCAAGGUCAAGAAAGGCCAAGAGGUUACCGACUUCAGGUUCUUCAUACGUUCCAUCAUCAGGCAUCAGGACCUCAUCACCAAGGAGGCGUCCUUCGAAUAUCUACAGAACGAGGGGGAGAGAGUGCUGUUGGAAGCGAUGGACGAGCUGGAGGUGGCGUUCUCUCACCAGCUCGCGAAGAGGACCGACUGCAACCACAUCUUCUUGAACUUUGGUCCAACCGUCAUCAUGGAUAUCGCUAAGAUCGAAGAGUCGGUGCUCGGUAUGGUGAUGAGGUACGGGCCCCGGCUCUGGAAGCUGAGAGUCCUGCAGGCGGAGAUCAGAUUUACUCUCAGAAUCGGGCCCGGAGCUCCGACGAAGAAUAUCCGUCUGUGUCUCUCAAACGGUUCGGGCUAUUCGCUGGACGUGUACACGUACGAGGAGGUCAUCGACCCGAGGACCGGUGUGAUAAUAUUCCAAUCGUUCGGACCGAAGCAGGGUCCGAUGCACGGUCUCCCGAUAUCGACUCCCUACGUCACAAAAGACUAUUUGCAGCAGAAGAGGUUUUUGGCGACGUCCCAGGGCACCACAUACGUGUACGAUAUACCGGACAUGUUCAGACAAGUGGUUGAGAAACGGUGGCGGGAGUGCAUCGACGAAGGCACCGUUGAUGGGCCCCCUCCUGACAACGUCAUGAAUUCCGUGGAGCUGGUGAUCGAACCGGACGGCGAGCGGCGCGUGGUGGAAGUCACAAGGCUCCCCGGACAGAACACCGUGGGCAUGGUGGCGUGGCGCCUGUCGCUGUGCACGCCGGAGUGCCCCGAGGGGCGCGACGUGGUGCUGAUCGCCAACGACCUGACGCACUACAUGGGCUCGUUCGGCCCGCAGGAGGACUGGCUCUUCUACCGCGCCUCCGAGUACGCGCGCGAGAGGAAGAUCCCGCGGCUGUACGUGAGCGUGAACUCCGGAGCGCGUAUUGGCGUGGCGGAGGAGCUGAAGGGCGAGUUCCAGGUGGCUUGGGUGGACGGGGAGCGCCCCGAGCGAGGCUUCCGCUAUCUAUACCUGUCGCCGGAGGCCUACUCCAGACUGGCCGCGCUCAAUUGCGUCAAGACGGAGCUCAUCGACGACGAGGGAGAAGCCCGGUACCGCAUCACCGACAUCAUAGGCAAGGAAGACGGUCUCGGCGUGGAGUGUCUAAGAGACGCCGGUCUCAUCGCCGGGGAGACGGCGCAGGCGUACGAAGACAUCGUCACCAUAUCCGUGGUCACGUGCAGAGCCAUCGGUAUCGGAUCCUAUGUGGUCAGGCUCGGACACCGCGUGAUCCAGGUGGACUCGUCGUACAUAAUCCUGACGGGCUACGCCGCGCUCAACAAGGUGCUGGGCCGCGCCGUGUACGCCAGCAACAACCAGCUGGGCGGCGUGCAGAUCAUGCACAACAACGGCGUCACGCACGCCGUGGCGCCCACCGACCUGGAGGCCGUGCGCACCGCCGUGCGCUGGCUGUCCUACGUGCCCAGGGACAAGAUGAGCAUGGUGCCCAUAAUGAAGUGUGCGGAUCCCAUCGACCGGCCCGUGGAGUGGGUGCCGCCCCGCGCCGCACACGACCCCCGCCUGAUGCUGACGGGAGACAACGCGCGGGCCGGCUUCCUGGACGUCGGCUCCUUCGACGAGAUCAUGAAACCUUGGGCGCAGACCGUCAUCACCGGUCGUGGUCGGCUGGGUGGUAUCCCAGUGGGGGUGAUCGCGGUGGAGACGCGAACCGUGGAGAUCACGUUGCCUGCCGAUCCUGCCAAUUACGACUCGGAAUCGAAGACUGUGCAGCAAGCCGGACAGGUUUGGUUCCCGGACUCAGCGUAUAAGACGGCGCAGGCCAUCAACGACUUCUCCCGGGAGAACCUCCCGAUACUCAUCUUCGCUAACUGGCGAGGCUUCAGCGGAGGACAGAAGGACAUGUACGAGCAAAUCCUGAAGUUCGGUGCGGAGAUAGUGCGAGCGUUGCGCGGCGCGACCGCUCCCGUGCUCGUCUACAUCCCCCCCGGGGCGGAGCUGCGUGGAGGGGCGUGGGCCGUGGUGGACCCCAGUGUAAACAACCUACGCAUGGAGAUGUACGCUGACCCGGAGGCCAGAGGCGGAGUCCUGGAAGCUGAGGGCAUCGUCGAAGUCAAAUUCAAGCAGCGAGACAUCUUGAAGACGAUGCACAGACUCGACCCCGAGCUGCUCAGGCUGGGGGCGAGGACGUCGGAAAUUAAGGAUCAAAUAAAAGAGAUAUCGAAAAAUCUAGACCGACGCGGUUCGAUAGACGACGUUCUCAUCAAGACGGAGGCCGGGAAACAGGCUGAAAGUCGAGUCCGUGAGUUGGACACCGAGCUGGUAGCUGCCGAUAAGACGAUGAAGGCGAGGGAGAAGGAACUGGCGCCCAUAUACCAUGAGAUCGCAGUCCAGUUUGCAGAGCUGCACGACACGGCCGAGAGGAUGCUGGAAAAGGGCUGCAUAUUCGACAUCAUCCCGUGGCGCGCGUCGCGGCGCCUGCUGCACUGGCGCCUGCGCCGCCUGCUGCGCCAGAACGCGCAGGAGCGCCGCGUGCAGGCGGCGGCGGCGCCCGAGCCGCUGGGCCAGCGCGCCGCCGCCGCCACGCUGCGCCGCUGGUUCACGGAGGACCGCGGCGAGACGCAGUCGCACCAGUGGGAGCACGACAACGAGGCCGUCUGCCGCUGGCUCGAGGCGCAGGCCGACGACCACGACUCGGUGCUCGAGCGCAACCUGCGCGCCAUCAAGCAGGACGCCGUCAUGCAGACCGUCAACCGCCUCGUCAUGGAGCUGACGCCGUCUCAGCGCACGGAGUUCGUGAGAAAACUUACGACCCUCGGAAUGGAACAGGACUUCAAUAACUGAUUUGCAAAGAAAAUGCAUCCUAUUUGUUAUGUAGUAGAGUCGAGGAUCGAUUGUAAUGUUGGGAUUUUAUAAAUACUAUUUAUUUUGUAUACUUUUAGUUGUUCAAUUGUUUUCUCAAUCGUCGGUGGUGGACGAGGAACACGUGACACGUGAUCGUUUCACGGAAAAAACCGUACGUAAACUCUUCAAUAACAGCGUUAUAGAUGAUUGUUUGACGAAUUAGUUUAUACAGGUCAGCAGUUCGGAUCGCUGACUUUGUCGGAGAGUGUUUGCGACGUGACCAUUUGUCGUGUGUUCUUCAUCGACCUCGUUGAGACGUCGUGUAUAGAUUUAUAUGAUAGUUAACGUAAAACAAUAUACUAUAGCCGCGUGAUGUGACGGUGCGCGCGGCUUCGCUUGUCCGAUUUGAAGAAUUAAUGCCAAAUAUAUCUACGUUAACGGAAGUCAGUUUGAAUUGUAUUGAGAUGAAAGGAUCUCCGCUAUUCCAAACGUGAGGAGUAAAGAUAACACUGUUUCACUUUACGUCCAUUUUAAUUUGACGACUCUGCCGGCUUUAAAGACGCAAUUCUUUCGCGUCCAUAGAGAACGUCAUAGAUUAUCCAAGCAUGUCAGAUCAAUACAGAAGUUGUUUAUUGAUCUUUACUCUUGUGGUCGGAAUGGGGUGGGAGCUGAUGUGUUGUUACGGGAUAGUUCCGUGACGUAUCUUCAGUGAUUUUAAAAACUUCGUAUUCGAGAAAUGCAAUGUGCCUGAAGUUAUGGCGCACGGAUAUUUAUAUGUAUAUAGAAUACUAGAAUUACUGCCAUAUUGAAGCAAUAAAUAUAUAAAUAUAGGUAUAUGUUUAAAAUGAUUUAAAAAUCAUUUAUCGUGUAUAUUGUGAUUUGUGUAGUUCCGAUUUAUGUAAAAAGUAACCGUUACGUCCCCCUCGUUGUUAGGGGGGUGAAAUCAGAUGGAAUUAUUUCUUUUGAUAGUUUAGGAAUCGUGAUAGAAAAAUUGUUAAAAAAUCGAAUACAGUUGAACAACUAAAAUUAUUAAUUUGGAACCAAAAAUAAUUGUAAAAAUGAUUCGAAACGCAAUCAGACUGUUAGUUAUCUCUCAGUGAGAAUACGUUUUCGGUGAUGGCUCGCAUUCGCGUGUCGCGUGUCAUGACAAAUAUCGUGUAAGUAGAUAAUAUCCUCAUGCGUUGCCUAUUUCGGUGCGAAGGUUACAUGAAUAUAGGUCCGUCCGAUGUUAGCGAAUUUUAUCGAAUUAUCCACUUGAAAGAAUAUAAAUAUAAUUGUAAGUUUGUUGAUGGAAGCUGCAGGAGGGCCGUGACGUAGCGAGUAUUUGUAGCGAGCUGACGGCGCUCGAUACGGACGAAUAUAUAUUUAAUAUUCAAAUGUGACGAAACCAUAACCAUCAACGAGGUGACGCAUAGCAAUUAUAGCAUUAUUUGAAGAAUAAUAUUAUUAUAAGUUGAAAAGAUACAUUUUUUUCUGACGGUACAUCAAAUUAUUGGACCAAUAUUCGACAAUAUUGUACGCGAACGUUUCUUAUGCGGUUGGUAGUUUUCGCUGCUUCAAUGGUACCGUCGUUGACGUACAGUACAUGCGUGUGUAUUGAGGUUUUAAAUGUGCAUACGUAACACGAAGCGCGCCCUCGUCGCUCGGCACGUCACGGCCGUUAAGUAACGCACUCCAAUUGCAAUUAAAGCGUAGUAAUGGGGUUUUGUGGAGAACGCACAGAGAGCAUUCGCGCAUGUACUCAUUCACUUGAACUAAUUGCAUUUGCUGCGUAUUUAUCUAUUGAUUUCUCUCAUCACACCCGGCUCGCCCACCCGCAGUUGUGUCGAAGGUUGUCUAGCAAUAAGUACGAUAUUAGCAAUGGGACGGAAACAUUCUAGAACAUUCUUUAAUCGUCUAGAACAAUAGGCUUGUGUAAUAUAAUAGUUACGUUAGACGCGAGUGCUCCCGGUGUACAGCCUCCCUGUGUGGUAGUUGCUGUCGGGGUACAUUUUUAGUUAAUUUAUUAAUUCAUUCUAAGACGUGUUUUCUCUUCGAUCCACUUUGUGCGUUACGGAAACAUAUCGAACAGUCGACGUAGUGAAUAUAAAAGAAUUUUGCGAUGAAGUUUUUGAUAUAUAUUUGUACAAAAUGGAUUGCUUUGACUCGAGGCUCCAGUUAAUAACUUGUUUGUUGCUUAUUUUCUUACUAAAUUUUGUCGUCGAGUGUGUGUGGGGGGGGGGGUGUAGGUCAGUAUUUGCAUUUUGCUACUAAUUUAGUAUAAACAGUAAUGUCACGUUAUUGUAUGAGCUCGCUUCAUUGAUUGAUUAUAAUUGAAGUCACGAUCGAUUGUUUAAAGAUACAAAGGUGUUAAAUUGAUAUCCCUAAAGCUACUCAACUGAUGCAAGAUGCAUAAGGAAGCUUUUUAUCGUCAAGAACUUGAUAGAACUUGAGUGUGUUAAGUCAAUCAGGUUUGGCUAAGAGUGAGACAAUUCUCUGUCUGCGUUUAUUCCUACGCAUUUGGGUAGUCGUCUGUCGACGUUGCGUUUUAAAGUCGGACGAGACGAGCGACUAAACCGGUUUUGGUGUGAUUUUUAAAUGAGCAAUAAGCGUGUUACAGGAGUCUUCGAAAUCAGAGACAUGUCUGUGUGAAUACGGAUUAUAUAUUUUUCACGUUGAAUGCGUCAUAUAAACACAGUAUAUGUUAGUGAGUAUACGUUUCUAAUUUCGAAUAUUAUUUAUAUAUUUAUAAUGUAUGUCUUUCUGAUCGUUUAAGGAACGCGGGUAGUUUUAACAUAUCAGAAUUGUAUAAUCGUUCGUUCUCAUAGAAUUCAAUGGAAGUUUUGUCACAAGAAAAUCGUUUAUUCCUGUCGACGUACAAACAUACAUACAUAUAUACAUUCCUGUUUUUUAUAUAUUAAAUAAACUAGUUGUUGUUUUGGUUUGUAGAAAGAAUGUUUUUGUUUUUUUUUUUAACUCGUUUGAUUCAGGAUUGUGUGGAGCGCAGCGCGCGCUUCGCUUGCGGUUCGAAGUGUGAUACGGGAUCGAAUCCGGUUGUAGUACUCGCUAUUUAUAGUAAUAAAAUAUUUGUUAAAUUUUA